Molecule: messenger RNA, 1671 nt
Organism: Lasiosphaeria miniovina
Lineage: Eukaryota; Fungi; Ascomycota; Sordariomycetes; Sordariales; Lasiosphaeriaceae
Exons: 1
Coding region: 1-1671 (556 amino acids)
Source: RefSeq, a predicted model, not a curated record
AUGAGUUCGCCUGAAGAAGUCCUGCAACGCAUCCAGAAGGUGCUGCAUCCCUAUAUCCGGCCACGGGAAGAGGUGGCUCAGAUCCGACGAAUCUUGGCUCUGCAGCUAGAUUCCUGUCUUGAGAAUGGAUCGGCAACUUCGCCUCUGGCUCUCGUCGACGCGAGCAAACCCAAGUCCUCGCCGACCGUUCGGGGGCUUCGGAGAGAGUAUCUCGAAGCAUUGUCGGCCAACAUCAAAGCUCGCAGUGAGCAUAAGGCAUGCUGCCUAGAAAUCAGCCGUCCCCAGGCAGAAGCCUCCACGGCCGUGGAACAGCAACAACAACAACAACAAAAAUCUGACCGCCUGCACGACCAUUUGGCCACUAUCGGCCUCCAGAAAAAGCAAGAGAAGCUGCAGGCUAUCGAGAAGCACUUGAAUCUGAUACGGCAAAAGCCUGUGGCAUCGGCCGACUACCUGGCCCCUGAGCAAAUAUUCAGCAACUGCCGGCCUCUUCCAGACGUGCCAAAGGAGCUCCUAAGCGCGCUGACGCUUGACAAAACAGCCACCAGCUCGCGCUUGAAGGAUCUGGCUGACCAACUAGAGAAGCACGUCCUUCGGGCAAAGCUGCUCCUGAAGCGCGAGGAGCAGCUCCUGGACCAAGUCAAGUCGCGGUCUACAGUGAGGCCCGAGAACAUCAGCACAAGCGCAAAGUUCGGGGCGCUAAACACGACCCGGGCUCAUCUCAUCAACUGGAUAGAAGCCGAGCUCGGGAAGGCGGGUGACGGCGCGGGUGAAGACGGAGACGCCACUGACGAUUUCGCUGAACCCUUCAAGGCAUCUGGAGACGGCGCAGACGCCGCCGCCAGCAUCGAAGAGAAUCUCGCCAUCAUCCAGCAGAAGUACUCGCAAUACCUGGGAGCUCGGAAGGCCCUCCUCCAACUCGUCAGCCAGCAGCCCAGACCGGUCAUCAAGCCCCGGGCCGAACCAAGCACAGCGCCGGCAGCAGCUUCCACGUCCACGCCGCCUCCCUACGCACACCUGCUUUCUCCGUACCUCGAGCAACUAGUCUCGGUUGCCCAAGAGCAAAAGGGGCUCAUCGCGCAGAAAUCACACCUCAACUCCACCGUCGCCCGACAGCUCGUGGAGAGUUGCCAGGCGCUCGAUCGGCUAGCCGAGGAAAGCCAGCUGAUCCCCAGUCAUCCGCUUCCCGGCGCGAGCGUGGGCGGCGUGGGCGCGCCCCGCCGCAAGCAGACAUUCGGCGACGCCCUGGGCGCUGCCGCUGCCGCCGCCUCGCAGGCGCUCAGCCUGUCCGGCAGCGUCAAGCCGUGGGUGUUCGCGGCCGAGUCCGCCAAGAUCGCGACGCUCGAGGCCGUGGCCGAGAAGAUCGAGGAGGGCCAGCUCGCGCUCGAGGACUCGAUACACACCAUUGGCGAGAUCGACCAGCUGCUAGGACGGCACCCGGUCAGGCAAACUGGCCAAGAGAGCGAGGACGCCGUCGCUGCUGAGGAUGACAUCUGGCUCGCUGAGAGCCGGCCAUCUGGAAUGUCGGCCGGGGCGUCGAGAAAGCAUGUCAGCCGAAAGGAAGCGACGGCGACGGCGGUAGCGGCAGCUAAGCGCCGCUCGUCUGGGGACGUGUGGGAUACAUUGGAUGGGACUCUGGGGCUUCUGCGAUCUGACGGUGAUCCGCCGUAA